Messenger RNA from Mytilinidion resinicola, 1578 nucleotides. RefSeq names its product aspartate kinase. NCBI's taxonomy places the organism in Eukaryota, Fungi, Ascomycota, Dothideomycetes, Mytilinidiales, Mytilinidiaceae. Bases 1 to 1578 code for a protein of 525 amino acids. Gene Ontology annotation, molecular function: aspartate kinase activity. The record is from RefSeq and is a predicted model, not a curated record. Gene Ontology annotation, biological process: amino acid biosynthetic process. The transcript is spliced from 4 exons.
AUGGUGGAUACAUACGCGAAUGGCGCCGUGCGGAUAGCGCACACGGAGGAGAAGGAGUUGCCGGGCGGGUGGGUGGUGCUGAAGUUUGGGGGGACGAGUGUGGGGAAGUUUGCGGAGGGGAUUGUGGAGGUUGUGGGGGCGGGUACGAAGGUUGGGAGGACCGCGGUGGUGUGCUCGGCCAGGAGUAAUAGUACCAAGUUGGAGGGGACGACGAAUAGGCUGCUACGCGCUGCUCGAGCGGCAGAGAAGCCGGGAAGACACUACGACGAGAUUGUUGAAGCUAUUCGCGCUGACCACGUCCAAGCCGCGAAAGAAACGAUCAAAUCCCCGGAAAUCCUCCUAGCCUUUACCGAAGACGUAGGUGAAGAAUGCGAGAACCUUUCCAAGCUCCUCGAAUCCGCACAAGUCAUGGAAGAGGUCACGACCCGUGCCGAGGACAUGAUUGUUAGCAAAGGCGAGAAGCUGAGCUGUCGCUACAUGGCAGCUCUGCUCGAAGACCGCAGCGUCCCUGCGCAGUUCGUUGAUCUCUCUAGCAUUGUCAAAACCCACAAGAUCAACGGACAAGUACUCAAUGAGCAGUUCUACGCCGACCUUUCUGCCGCCCUGGCCGAGGAAGUCUACGCCUGCGGCAACAAAGUCCCUGUGAUCACCGGCUAUUUUGGUGCCAUCCCCGGCGGCCUCCUGAACCUCAUCGGCCGUGGCUACACUGAUCUCUGCGCAGCCCUUGUCGCCGUUGGCCUGCGAGCGCGGGAGCUCCAGGUCUGGAAAGAAGUCGAUGGUAUUUUCACGGCCGACCCUCGCAAAGUCCCCACCGCACGUCUCCUCCCCAGCGUUACCCCCGCGGAGGCUGCCGAAUUGACUUUCUACGGCUCCGAGGUCAUUCAUCCAGCUACCAUGAAGCAGGUCAUCCGCGCCCGCAUCCCUAUCCGCAUCAAGAACGUCAUGAAUCCACGCGGGCCCGGCACCAUCAUCUUCCCAGACGCGAUCGAGAACAUUAACCCGCGCGCACCGUUGCACGAUGCCCGCCUCUUUCGCACGCGGUCGGUCAGCGAUGCCACCUCGCAAGUUGCGGGGCCCAAACGCCCCACGGCCGUCACGAUCAAGCACAAGAUUAUGGUGCUGAACGUGCACUCCAACGAACGCACCCGCUCGGAAGGCUUCCUCAUGAACAUCUUCCGCUUGUUGCUGAAGUGGCACCUCUCCGUCGACCUCAUCGCCUCCUCUGAGGUGCACGUGUCUAUGGCGUUGCACAGCGAGAGCGCCAUGAUCUCCGGCGGUGGAGAUGAUGAGUACAAGAUCGACAACGAGGAUCUGAGAGGUGCGGUGGCGGAUCUUAGCGAGUAUGGGGUUGUGGAUCUGGUGCCGGACAUGGCCAUCGUGAGUCUGGUGGGUAGGCAGCUGAAGAACAUGGUCGGCAUUGCGGGCAAGUUCUUUAGCGUCUUGGGGGACAACAAUAUCAACAUUGAGAUGAUAAGUCAAGGAGCCAGCGAGAUCAACAUCUCUUGUGUCAUUGAAGAGCGCGAGGCGGAUCGAGCGUUGAAUGUUUUGCAUACCAAUCUGUUUACUUUUUUGGAGUAG